AUGGAGCACAACACCUUGAUGAAUAUUUUUAACACAUUUUUAGAAAACGGGAACCUAACUCCAGUUCUUUUCUUUGCGGAAUUCUUCUGGCCAUGUAUUCUGUUUAUGAUUCUGACAAUUCUUCGCUUUCAAGAACUUCCCAGACAUCGAGAAACAUGUUAUUUGAAACCCCGAGAUCUGCCCAGCCGUGGUAUUUUCCCUUUUAUUCAAAGUCUUCUUUGCAACACUGGGUCGAGGUGCAGUAACAUAAGCUAUGCUAGGUCAACAGAGCAUUCGUUUAUUUAAAAUUCAUUUAGAUCCUGGGCUGCUGACAAGAAGGUCAAAGACUUGGUCUUCUUAAAACAUAUACAGGAGCUUACAGAGGAUGUCUAUGAAAUUAUGGACAAGGCAAAAAUUUUAGACAAUAUUUGGGAAGAAAGAUACAAGGCUCCAGGUUCUUCUUACAGUUCCAGCUUUUUAUCAAUGGAACUCAAUAAGACUGAGGAGGUGAUAUUGAAAUUGGAAGACCUUCAUCAGCGAACCUAUAUUUGGGACUUCCUACUUUUAUUACCGAGAGUAUAUAAAAAUACUGUUCAUGUUGAAGAUGGCCUUCAUGGUAUAGUGGAUCUUCUCCGGGCAGUGUUAAAUUCCUUAACAGCUCUGGAAGACUUAGAUUGGCUGCCACUCAACCACACUUUAUUAACGGCUUCUGAAAUUAUGCUGAACAUGACAAUUUCAACACUGGCAUUUCUUCAGAAAUAUGGAUUAGCAUCUGCUAAGUCAGAAUCCAACUUUUCCUUGCGUAAUAUGGUUUGGGAUCCACAGAAGGUCCAGAGAGACUUGGAAUCCUCAUUUGACUUUGAUAACCUUCAUGUUGAACAAAUUCUAAAUUAUUCAACUGAACUACAAGAGGUAUUUGAUCAAUGGCAUCAAGGUAAACCAAUGCAGAUGGUAUUUGAUGAAACUGAACACAAAAUGGAGUCAUUCAGGAAUCAGUCUGAGGAAAAUAAUCAGCUAUGGAAGGUGCCAGAUGUUUUGCAUGAUAGCCUUCUUCUUCUGGACAGUUUGACAGCAGAGAGCUCCAAAGGCAACCAUACAUCUCCAAAGAAUGUGUCUGCAAUGUGUCAGGAUUUCAGGCAGUCUUUAAAGUCCCCAGAAACAACCAUAACUCAGCAGAAAGUGCAGUUGUUGAUUCUGAAAAUGAUCUUGAUAUUUGCAGAAAACUAUGUCUUAACGAAGAAUACUCUGUGUGUUUCUCUGAUUUGCCAGCAAGAUGACAUAAGGCAUCUCAUUAUAUAUGCUUUACAAGGAGUCACGUUGGUGUAUGACCACUACACAGAAAUGGAGAAGAUUUGGUUUUCUUCUCAUCAAAUAAAUUGUGAAGAUCUUAGCAGAAACAUUUCUAGAACAUUGAAGAGCUUCAAGGACAUGUUGAAAAAUGCCACUGAUCAGAAUUGUGAAUGUAAACCUUCACUAGACAAUGUUCAGCUUCACAUGUACAGGUUUAUUCAAAGCCUUGGGAAAAUUUUAUUGUCAAGAUACCCCAUGAAGGCAUUUAUAAACAAUUUCACAGGAAUGGGGGAUAUAAAAGUAAAAGAUUUAAUGAAGAAUAUCACCAAGCUAACCGAAGAGCUUCAAUCUUCCAUUCAUAUCUCAAAUGAAACUCUAAGUAAUGUUUUAGAAGCUAAUGUUUCCCAUUCACAGGUUAUCUUGAGUGCCCUCACUAUAGCUUUAUCUGGAAGAUGUGACUGGAACAUGCUUUAUCUCCUGCUGGAGUUUCCCGAGACUAACACUUCUUGGUUUGCAAUAAAAGAACUGUGUGGCAUGCCUGCAUCCAAAGUGUAUUCGCUCAUUAUAUUGAUGAGUCGGAACCUGAACCUUCGAAAUGUCCUUUACAAAACUAUGAUCCCUCUAGAUGCCAGUGGCAUGCUUGGCUCCCUCUUGGACCUCGUUUCCAGCCUCAACCGCCUGCUUUCAAAAGCUGGCCGCACCCUUGAAUACCUUCCUGAAUUUCUUCACUCGUUCCAAAUCACUUCCUUGCUAGAUAAGUCCAACUUCCAACAGGUCCCACAAGAUAAUCAGGCCAGAAAUUCAGCCUUUGGUUUAUUUCAGUCUGUGAUGAAGAUGAUUUGCAAGGAAAAAGGGUCUUUCUUGAGCAAUACUAACACAUUUAUUGACCUGCCUAGAGUUGAUGAACUUUUGGAAGAUGACAAAGAAAAGUUCCACAUUCCUGAAAACUCAACACUCUUUUGCUUGAAGCUUUAUCAGGAAAUUCUACGGUUUCCAAAUGGUGCUUUGAUCUGGUAUUUCCUAAAGCCCAUAUUACAUGGAAAAAUAUUGUACACACCAAACACACCAGAUAUUAAUAAGGUCAUCCAAAAGGCUAAUUAUACUUUUAAUUUUGUGGAUAAGUUUAAGGCUUUAACCCAAAGAUUGCUAAAAAUGUCGUCUAUAUUUGGAAGCAAUGGAAAUGAUCAGAUGCUAAACAAACUGCAGGAAGUCUUAAGAAACAAAUUUAUAAGAAACUACAUAGAAAAUCAGUUACACAUUGAUGUAGACAAACUUAUUGAAAAUCUCCAAAUGUUUGGAGAGAUGUUCCAUGAGGCAUUGAACAACACAGGUGCUGGAGACAUCAGUUUCCUUGGCCACAUCUUGGUUAAUCUCUCUUCUUGUGUGUCAUUAAAUCGUUUUCAGCCCAUGGACUCUGUCACCGUCCUAAACUCUAAAGCUCGGGAAUUCAUGCAAAAAAACGAUUUCUUGGCCAGUAUCAUUUUCAACAAGUCUUCUGCUGAUAAGAACUUCACAUCAGAAUCUCUCCAGCUGCCAAGCAAUAUCACAUACACAAUUCGGACCAGUGUGCUCUACAGCUUCAGGACUGAUGUGGUGAAAAAUCCGUUUUGGAAGUUUCAUCCACAGAGCCUCCCGACUGAUGGAUUCAAAUACAACUAUGUAUUUGUCCCAUUGCAAGACAUGAUCGAAAGAGCCAUCAUUUCUGUGCAAACUGGGCAAGAAGCCACGGAGCCAGGCACGCAGGCACAGGCAAUCCCAUAUCCCUGUCACACCAGUGACCUAUUCUUGAACAACAUCGGGAUCUUUUUACCUCUUAUUAUGAUGCUUACAUGGAUGGUGUCGGUUGCCAGCAUGGUUCGAAAGUUGGUUUAUGAGAGAGAGAUCCAGAUAGAAGAGUACAUGAAGAUUAUGGGAGUGCACCCAAUAAUCCAUUUUCUGGCUUGGUUCGUGGAGAACAUGGCUAUGUUGACUUUGAGCAGUGCUAUGCUGGCCGUCAUACUGAAAACAACUGGCAUCUUUGCACACAGCAAUGCUUUCAUUAUUUUUCUCUUUAUUCUCAAUUUUGGGGUAUCAGUUGCCAUGCUAAGUUACUUCUUGAGUGCAUUUUUCAAUCAAGCAAAUACAGCGGCUCUGUGUACAAGCCUAAUAUAUAUGAUCAGUUUUUUGCCUUAUAUUGUUCUGCUGAUUCUACAUAACCAAUUGAGUGUAGUCAUUCAGACAUUUCUGUGCCUGCUUUCUACCACUGCCUUUGGACAAGGAAUAUUUUUUAUUACAUUCUUAGAAGGGCAAGAAGCAGGAAUUCAGUGGAGUAAUAUAAAUGAAGCCCCAGAACAAGGGGGUAUGACAUUUACCUGGGUUUCCUGCAUGAUUUUACUUGAUUCGGGUCUUUAUUUUUUAUGUGGAUGGUAUCUCAGCAACUUGAUUCCUGGUACUUUUGGUUUAAGAAAGCCAUGGAAUUUUCCCUUUACUGAGUCCUAUUGGAGGAAUAUAUGUGGUUUGAUGCAGAAAAGGCCACACAUGCUAUCUUCCAAUCUGUUCUUCAAUGAGAUGUUUGACAUAAAAGGGUCAUCGUUGCAAAAUAUGAAAGGAAAGCUUGAAGAUUGUCCCCCAAGUGUUGCGCUGGUAUCUGUUACUAAGAAGUAUAAAUACAACAAAGCCAUUGAUAAUCUCACUCUUACUUUUUACCAAAACCAGAUUACUGCCCUGCUGGGAACCAAUGGUGCUGGAAAGACAACUGUCAUAUCUAUGCUGACUGGACUGUAUCCUCCUUCUUCUGGAAGCAUCAUCAUUAAUGGCAAGAGCCUGCAGACAGACUUGUCUUCCAUCAGAACCGAGUUGGGGGUGUGUCCUCAGCGGGAUGUCCUGUUUGACAACCUCACUGUGUUGGAGCAUCUGCUGCUGUUUGCUUCUAUAAAAGCACCACAAUGGACCCAAAAGGAGUUGCAACAGCAAGUCAACAAAACUCUCCAGGAUGUUGGUUUAAUUCAGCAAAAGCACAAACAAAUCCAUGCUCUUUCUGGAGGUAUGAAGAGGAAACUCUCCAUUGGAAUUGCUUUCAUUGGUCACUCCAGGGUUGUGAUUCUAGAUGAGCCCACCAGUGGGGUGGAUCCUUGCUCUCGUCGCAGCAUCUGGGAUAUUCUUCUCAAGUAUAGAGAAGGUCGAACAAUCAUCUUCACGACCCAUCACCUGGAUGAGGCUGAAUCCCUCAGUGACCGUGUGGCGAUUCUGCAACAGGGGCAGCUACGUUGCUGUGGGUCUCCCUUUUACCUGACUGAGACUUAUAGCAAGGGGUUUAGCUUAACACUCACAAAACAGACUUCUGUUAUGGAGGAGCAAGAUCCAAAAGACAUAUCUUGUGCCACAUCUCUGAUACAGAGUUAUAUCCCACAAGCACUUCUCAAGGACACCAGUGAUGGGCAGAUAACCUACACCAUCCCCAAUGACGUGGACAGAAUUGGGUUCCAAGGACUCUUCCAAGCUCUGGAUCAAAAUCUCCAUCAGUUGCACCUAACAGGCUAUGGGAUUUCAGACACCACUCUAGAAGAGGUGUUUUUGAUGCUUAUGCAAGAUACCGAAAAGAAAAUUGACAUAACUCCAGAAUCCAAGUCGGAACUGCAAUCCCACAUGCCUGAACAGAGCACAGCUAGCCACUAUGGUGCUCCUAUGGUGACGCCACACAUCCAGGGUAUCCAUCUGCUUCUGGAACACAUGGCUGCCCUCCUUAGGAAGAGACUUCUUCACACGUUCAGGGCCUGGAAACGCACUCUCUCUGACCUACUGUUGCCAGUCCUCUUUGUAGCCUUGGCCAUGGCUCUGUUUAUGGUGAAACCUUUGGUCGUUGAGUACCCAUCCCUCAAACUAACACCUGGCCAUUAUGAAAGAGCAGAAAGCUACUUUUUCAGCAAUGAGGGCCAAGACACAAAAUUUGCUCACAUACUUUUGAGGAAGUUUAGAGACCAGGACCUGCUCUGUGCUGACUCAAACCCAGACAUGAUGAAUUCUUCAUGCUGGCAUACUGAUCCCAUUUCUCACUAUGUUUCUUGUGGCUGUCUGCAAUGUACAAACAGAAGUGCUCCUUACCUAACCAAUCACCUAGGUCAUACUCUGCUAAACCUAACAGCCUUUAACUUGGAGGAUUAUUUGUUGAUGCCACAUAAAAAACCAAGGCUUGGCGGUUGGUCUUUUGUGGUGAAAAUACCAGACGAAGUUAAUGACUCCAACUCAAAAAGAUCAAAACAAAUACCUUUAGAAAAGGUGUGGUAUAAUCAGAAGGGCUUUCAUUCUCUCCCUUCAUACUUAAAUCAUCUAAACAACAUUAUAUAUUGGAGAUUUUUACCUCCUGGGGUGGACUGGAAACAAUAUGGAAUAACCCUGUAUAGCCACCCAUAUGGGGGAGCAUUGCUGAAUGAAGACAAGAUCCUGGAGGGUAUUCGACAAUGUGGAGUGGCCCUCUGCAUUGUGCUGGGCUUUUCUAUCUUAUCUGCAUCAAUUGGUAGCUCUGUAGUGAGAGACAGGGUGACAGGAUCCAAGCGGUUGCAGCACAUUAGUGGCCUGGGCUACAGGACUUACUGGAUCACUAAUUUCCUCUAUGACUUGCUCUUUUACUCGAUUUCCGUCUGCCUGUGUGUUGCUGUUAUUGUCGCCUUUCAGUUAUCAGCUUUUACUUUUCGUGAGAACUUGGCAGCCACAGCCCUCCUGCUGGCACUUUUUGGAUAUGCAACUCUCCCAUGGCUGUAUCUGAUAACCAGGAUCUUCUCCAGUCCAGAUAUUGCUUUCAUUUCUUACGUGUCUUUGAACUUCAUCUUUGGUCUCUGCACCAUGCUGAUGACGAUCGUGCCCCGAUUAUUGGCAAUCAUUUCCAAAUCUCAGUAUAUGCAGAACAUUUAUAAUGUGCUGAAGUGGGCCUUCACUAUUUUCCCUCAAUUUUGUCUGGGUCAGGGACUAAUAGAACUCUGUUAUAACCAGAUAAAAUUUGACUUGACUCAUAGUGUCGGUAUGGAUUCCUAUGUUAGUCCCUUUGAAAUGAAUUUCCUGGGCUGGAUCUACGUACAAUUGUUUUUACAAGGCACUAUUGUUCUCAUCUUGAGGAUUCUCCUUCACUGGGAUCUUCUGCAGAAGUCAAGAGGUCACCCCAACCUCCAAGGCACAGUCACAUCUUCUAAGGAUAUAGAUGUUGAGAAAGAGCAAAUGAGAGUGCUGAAAGGAAGAACUGAUAGAGACCUCCUUGUGUUAUGCAACCUAAGUAAAAAUUACCGAAGCUUCCUCAAGAAAACUACUGCUGUGCAUGAUAUUUGUUUGGGCAUACCAAGAGGAGAGUGCUUUGGACUUCUAGGAGCAAAUGGAGCUGGGAAAACCACUACAUUCAAAAUGUUAAAUGGGGACAUCGCUCCAACUUCAGGCCAGGCCAUCGUCAGGAACUCUAUAGGAGAAGAUGUGGACCCCUCUUAUGCGGGCAAAGCAGGAGUUAGAAUAGGCUAUUGUCCCCAGAUGGAUGCCCUGGAUGAACUCCUAACUGGCUGGGAGCACCUCAGUUAUUACUGUAGACUUCGAGGAAUACCAAAAUCUUGCAUUCCUCAGAUAUCUGAGGAUCUUGUGCAGCGGUUGCAUCUGAAAGCUCAUGUGGACAAACCUGUGGCUACUUAUAGUGGAGGAACAAAGCGGAAACUCUCGACAGCACUGGCCAUGCUUGGCAAACCUGAUCUUCUAUUAUUGGAUGAGCCCAGCUCUGGGAUGGAUCCUUGCUCUAAGCGAUACCUGUGGAAAACAAUAAUGAAAGAGGUUCAAGAAGGUUGUGCUGCCGUACUGACUUCUCACAGCAUGGAGGAAUGCGAGGCUCUUUGUACACGGCUUGCCAUAAUGAUUAAUGGCAGCUUCAGCUGUCUUGGUUCUCCCCAGCAUAUUAAGAACAGGUUUGGUGAUGGCUAUACAGUUCGAGUUUGGCUCAAUAAAGAUACAGACCAAUAUAGAAAUGUUUCUGACUUCUUGAAGCUUCAUUUUCCAGAAAUUCAGUUUAAGGGGCAACGCCUUCAUUUAUUGGAAUAUCAUGUGCCCAAACGAUGGGUGUGCUUAGCCGAUCUUUUCACAGUUCUCGAGAGCAAUAAGGCCAUCUUGAAUAUCAAAUAUUACUCAAUUAAUCAAACCACUUUGGAUCAGGUAUUUAUUAAUUUUGCCACUGAGCAGCAGCAAAGUACACCUUCUACUCUCCACGUAUCUCCUGAUAAUUAUCAACCACGUCCCUUGCAGUAA
This is a messenger RNA of Suncus etruscus (white-toothed pygmy shrew), 7515 nucleotides long. RefSeq names its product ATP binding cassette subfamily A member 13 (gene ABCA13). Gene Ontology annotation, molecular function: ABC-type transporter activity; lipid carrier activity; ATP binding. NCBI's taxonomy places the organism in Eukaryota, Metazoa, Chordata, Mammalia, Eulipotyphla, Soricidae. The record is from RefSeq and is a predicted model, not a curated record. The transcript has 53 exons. Gene Ontology annotation, cellular component: membrane; intracellular membrane-bounded organelle. Gene Ontology annotation, biological process: lipid transport; transmembrane transport.